This is a messenger RNA of Ascoidea rubescens DSM 1968, 502 nucleotides long. RefSeq names its product 60S ribosomal protein eL42. Gene Ontology annotation, biological process: translation. Lineage: Eukaryota; Fungi; Ascomycota; Saccharomycetes; Ascoideales; Ascoideaceae. The coding region runs from base 68 to 388 and encodes 106 amino acids. Gene Ontology annotation, molecular function: structural constituent of ribosome. The record is from RefSeq and is a predicted model, not a curated record. The transcript has 2 exons. Gene Ontology annotation, cellular component: cytosolic large ribosomal subunit; ribosome.
UUCAAGUUCCAACUGAGUUGUAUAUACCAUAACGAUAUAUCAGAAGUGACAUAAAUUAUACUUCAAGAUGGUUAAUAUUCCAAAAACUAGAAAGACAUACUGUAAGGCCAAAGAAUGCCGUAAACACACACAGCACAAAGUUACUCAAUAUAAAGCUGGUAAAGCUUCAUUGUUUGCUCAAGGUAAACGUCGUUAUGAUCGUAAACAAGCUGGUUAUGGUGGUCAAACAAAACCAGUUUUCCACAAAAAAGCCAAAACUACCAAAAAAGUUGUUUUACGUUUAGAAUGUCUUGUCUGCAAAGCUAAAUCUCAAUUGGCUUUAAAACGUUGCAAGCAUUUUGAAUUGGGUGGUGAUAAAAAACAAAAAGGUCAAGCUUUACAAUUUUAAGGAAGCUAUCUAUUAUAUUUUUUCAUAGAUUAAUCCAAUUGGUAUAAUUCUUAAAUUCUAUUAUUAUUAAUUGUAAUGUUUAAUCAAUGUAUUUUAUACAAUAUUUGGUCCUGA